AACCAUGAGACCCAACAUAAACCCCAAACCACUAUCCUUUCUCCUCUUUCAUCCAAAUUGAAUAUUCAGCAACCUUCCAGAUUUUCAACAUUCUCAUAAUAAUAAUCUUCUUUCGUCUUUCUACUUUCAAGUAACGCUCAGACUUGAGAAGAUCUAGUAAGUAAGUAGAACUAGUAAGUUCUACCGGAGAAAAGUUUUGGAUUUGGAAUGAUUUAAUCCAGGGCUUCAACAUCCACAACGUUCUGCACAAAAUCCACAAAGAUGUACUCUGUUCUCCGCUCGACUACUUUACAUCACUUCCGGUUUCUUCGCGUAACAGGAGCACGGAUGGCCAGAGGGUUCAUGCCCAUCAGAGGUCACGAGCUCAGGGACCCAAUUCCGCCUGCACUGCUAACUUUCAAGGAUCCUCGAGCGUUCCAGGCUAAGAGCUUUUGGGAACUUAUACGAGCACUUGGGGUUUUUAGACUCUGCUCUUACCCUGUGCUGGUCAAUAACUGUGACAAGCUUAUGUCCCUCACACGGGCCGCCCUGGGAAAAAGAGUAUUCGCCGCAGUCCUUCGGCCGUUUGUGUACGCUCAGUUUGUUGCCGGGGAAACAGAGAGUGAGAUUGCAGCGUCCAUGGAGAAGAUGAACUCUCUAGGACUACGUCCAAUGUUGGCUGUUCCCAUUGAAGAGGAUCUAGGAGAAAGCUCUGGAGAGAAGAGGUAUGAUGACAACUUGGCAGCCAUGUUGGAGUGUGUGUGCAUGUCUCACAGCAAUGCCUGGUGCAAAGAUCCCAUGAUGCAGCUGAAAAUAACAGCCUUGAUCAACCCCGAGCUUUGUGUUAAGUUGACGUCCUUGCUGAAGAAACAUCAUUAUGAUCUUGACUUUGUGGUUAAAGCUAUGGACGGAGAGUUUAUUACAUUUCCUGGACUGAGUGAAACUGAAAACACACAUGUUCUACUUGGACUCAACAGACUAAACCGAAUCGGAGAGGCAAGUGUUAACAAAGUCAGGGUGCUAGUGGAUGCCGAGUACACGUACAUGAAUCCUGCACUCUCGCUCGUCACUAUGGCCAUGAUGAAGAAGUUCAAUCGGGAUAGCGCCUGGAUCUGGAACACAUACCAGUGCUACCUGAAGGAGUCCAGAGACCUCAUUUUUGAUGCUAUCCGUCUUUCUGUGGACCAGUCUUUCUGCCUCGGGGUUAAACUUGUCCGAGGUGCAUACAUGGACAAGGAGAGGAAGCUGGCGAUCAAGGAAGGACGAGAUGACCCGAUUCACCAGUCCUGGGAGCACACAAACGACAGCUAUAACAGGUCUCUUGAAGUGAUGCUUAACCUGAUUUCACAGCAGCCUGACCGCUACAAGAUCAUCGUAGCCACUCAUAAUGAAGAAUCCGUCAGAAAGGCAGUGACAUGGAUGACCGAGUUAGGGAUUGCUCGAGAAGGGGGUUCAGUGUGUUUUGGUCAGCUUCUGGGGAUGUGCGAUCAUGUAUCUCUUACUCUGGCUCAGCAGGGUUUCCCCGUGUACAAGUCAGUGCCUUACGGCUCAGUGGAUGACACCCUGCCGUAUCUGGUCCGGCGGGCUCAGGAGAACCGCACCGUGCUGCAGGGGAUCCGCAAAGAGAGAGACCUGCUGAGGCAAGAGCUACGUCGUAGACUCCGGGAGAAGAUCACUGGAGCCAAGUAAAGAAAGGCAGAAAGAGCAAAAACAACAAAUCAGAGAAGAUAAGGGUCUGAGGUAUGAAUGAGGUAGGAAUCUGACAAAAAAGGGACUAUGGCAUUCCUUUAGAAAAUUAAUUGGAAUUUAGUUAAACUGCUAGUUUUUGCUAGCUGACUUGAAUUGAAGUAAAAGUACAGAGCAUUCAUUCAUUCAUCUUCUACCGCUUAUCCGAACUACCUCGGGUCACAUGGAGCCUGUGCCGAUCUCAGGCGUCAUUGGGCAUCAAGGCAGGAUACACCCUGGACGGAGUGCCAACCCAUCGCAGGGCAAGCACAGAGCAAUUGGUACAAAAAUAGAAGAGAAAACAUGAUUUUCUGAUAAGUGUUUUUAAUAAACAACCAAGAGGUAUGGUUUGCUAAAUGUAACAAGACUAGUAUGUAUACUCUCGACGUGGUGUUUUCCUACAAACCUCUCUGCUCGUAUUUCAUCAGCUUGAAGGCUUCUGUUGUUUUUCCUCAAAGAAUUGUUUACUUAGCCUUCUGCUUUUUCUCCAAUCCACUGCAUCACCAAAUGGAGAGAAAAAAGAGAGGAGGGCUCUGCAGUCAUUAUCACAUGCUCUUUAAUGACUUUCAGAACUACAGCCAGUUCACUCCCAUUCAAAACCUGUUCCUGAGCAAAUGGACCUGCAAUCUUUUCUUCUGCAGGAUGACAAAUAUACUGAUGAGAAAAGAAAAAAGGGCAAAAAUUCAAAGGUUCAAAGUUCAUGGUGUAAAUAACACCAAAUAGAAAUUUGAGCAACAGGAAAUCUGUGACAAACAUGAACAUCUACAAGUGCCAUCCACAGUUUUUUCAGGACCUUGCGUGAGUGUCCGUCAAAGCCAGUUGAAUCCCUUGGGGUAGGGAACCAAAACUCUUUCUGAAGGAUCUAAAGGAGUGGUGGAACCCAUAGACGUUUUCAACAUAUGCAUCUCCUUAUAUAAUCUAUGGGUUUACACCGAUGCUCCAGGGCCGGCUCUAUGGGGUAUCUUUAAUCUUUGUAUUCAAAAUGACACUGGACACAACUUUACAGUCUGAAGUGUUCCAGUUCAUUCACCUAACUUCUCAUGACUUAUGGACUCUUAUAGAAGGUACAAGAGAAAGUUUAGCCCUCAAAGUCUGGUGAAUUAAAGGAUUGUUUAUGAAAUAUUCCUCAAAUCUGUUAAACUGCCAUGUCUUAAUAUCUGUAACAAAUCAAAGUCUUUCUUCAAAA
Messenger RNA from Tachysurus vachellii, 2890 nucleotides. It is a transcript of the gene prodh2, whose product is annotated as proline dehydrogenase 2. Bases 262 to 1668 code for a protein of 468 amino acids. Lineage: Eukaryota; Metazoa; Chordata; Actinopteri; Siluriformes; Bagridae. The record is from RefSeq and is a predicted model, not a curated record. Gene Ontology annotation, molecular function: proline dehydrogenase activity; FAD binding. The transcript has 11 exons. Gene Ontology annotation, cellular component: mitochondrion.